AAAAAGCACUGGGAGGCUGUUGUACGGGAGAGAAUUGUCAGAAGACAGUUUCGAUCAUCUUGUGACGUUCAAGGCGUCCGCGGUGUUUUCCUGUACAUAGGGCGGAAGACAAGGCCUGUCCUGGAGAUAUGUAUGGGAUCCUUCACGUCUCUGAAAGUGGCCUCAUGUUCAAUCGAUGACGUGAUGAAACGUGUGCGUUGGCGCACGAAGCUGUUGAUGUAUUACUGGAGUGCCACUGCAGAUACCAUUACGGCAACACGCUAAUUACGUGUGGGAACCCGGCUUUACUGCGGUAAAGUUCGAUGAUUUAUUGCAUCUAUAUACACAGACUGAUGUGGACUAGCUCUUGUCUCCUCUAUUCUGUGUGUAAGAAUGGAGACAAAUUAUCGAACUGUUUGCUGAAUCCAGCGCAAGAACCCGUUUGUCACAGAAUUUAAGUUGGCUGCAGUGACGUAGGAUGUAAACAAUAACAAGCGCUUUGUUUUGAUCUGGAUUGAGUGUUUUGGAUGUGUUGUGAUCAGGUGAUAAGUGAAAUUUAGAUUUCUGCUCUGUGCUGAGUGUUACAUUGUAUUCAGUUGUAAAUAUGGCUUGCGUUUCAUUGGGUAAACGUUUGAUAGAAACAAUGCUGAUCAACGAAGGACGGAGAUUCAGCGUUUUGAAAAGGUUGUGUAUUCCAGCAACACAUUCAAUUAAUAAUAAUGGACUGCGUUUUGAAGAUACUGAAUCAAGUGCACGGAUGGAAAGUAAAACGACUCCUUACAAACGUUCACUAAGAGUUGUAGAUGAUCCGGACACAUUUGGAACAUUAUCUGCAGACCUCGAGAACGUUCUAGAGCAAGACACCACAACAGAUGUUGAAGAGGGUGGCAGAUUUGACAGUAUUAAAAUUAUUCCCCGGCGCAGAAGUCAGAAGUAUUACCUUAAUCUUAUACAGCAAUAUGUUGAGCAACGAAAUCUAAAAGAAGCCAUUAGUGUCUUGGAAACAAAAAUGUUGAAAGAAGAUAACGUCAAGCCUGAGUACUACAUUUACACUGUACUUAUUGCAGCUUGUGCACAUGCUGGUUAUUCGAAGAAAGCAUUUCAUCUGUAUAACCAAAUGAAAAAGCGGGGACUUAAGGUGACCGCCCCUGUGUAUACCUCUCUCUUCAAUGCAUGUGCAAAUAGCCCAUUCCCCAAAGACAGUCUGAAACGUGCAACUAACUUGCGCCAGUUGAUGCUAGAGAAGGGUGUCCAGCCAAAUAUCCUGAAUUAUCAUGCAAUGAUUAAAGCAUUUGGACGCUGCGGUGAUCUUAUCACAGCACUCAGUAUUUUUGAUGAAAUGACUGAUAAGCAGUACGCAGUAAAAGAAGACACUUUUAACAAUCUUCUCCAAGCUUGCAUUUCUGAUAAAAAUGCUGGAUUUCAUCAUGCCAUUUUGGUUUGGAGGAGACUCUUGCAUAUGAAGGUAAAGCCCAAUGUUGAAAGCUACAAUCUAAUGUUGCGUGCAGCGCGAGAUUGCAGCUUGGGGAACAAAGAUUCAGUUCAAAAAUUACUAGAAGAUAUUACACAAGAGGAAAGAUUAAACUCAUUUACUCCAAAGAAAUUGAUCGAAAAGUCAGGAGAAGUAAAAAUGAUUGGUAUUCCAUUGACAGAUGAAAAUGGCUCCAUAAGCACAGUAAGGUUGCCUGAAGUGUCUGCUACAAGAGGUGAAAGGACGAUAGAAAACAUUGAGCAUAGUCAUGUUGUUCAUGCCCCCAUAGCUGUUUCCAGUGAAGGGAAAGGAAACAUAGAAUUUAGUGGGGACAUAUGUUCCAAACAAGUUAAUCCAAAUCUUUUGGCAGCAAAACCUCAUUUAGGAAAUGUUAUUUCCCUCAAUGAAAUCACAAAACCUGAAGACAGACUGCUUCUCUUGGGAGGAUACAUAGGUGUUCUUGACCACAUGGAAUAUAUGAAUGUGACACCCAAUAUAAAGACAUUCACAUUAUUGUUAGACUGUACUCCACAGACACUUUCAGCAGAACAUGAGCUGAUGUCUGCCAUGAAAAAAAGUGGUAUUAAACCGGAUAUUGAUUUCUACAAUAUGUUAAUAAGAAGAAGAAAUGUGAGAGCUGACUACAAAGCUGGAAAAGAAGUCCUUACAAUUAUCCAACAGGAAAAAUUAAUUCCAAAUGUUAUGACCUUUGGGGUUUUAGCAAUUGGAUGUGAAAAUGAAGUGGAUGCCAAGGUACUUAUGGAGGACAUGGAGUCAGCAGGAUACAGGAUGAAUGCUGAGAUAAUGGGUGCCAUGUUACACAAUGCAUGUAUUAGACUCAACUUCAGUUACAUAAAUACUGUGUUGGAGAUUAUGAAAAAGAAAGACAUCAGUCCAAACCUCAAAUUCCUUGAAAAACUGGAGCUGUUUAACAUCAGAUGUGUAAAAUUAUUGAAAAACAAGACAAAAUUGGCACUUGUUGAAAAUAGAGCUGAGUUCGAAAACAACUUAAAAAAUUUCAUGAAGUAUUACAAUACUUGGAAGAAAAAUAUAGUACCUGAAGCAGAACAGCAUCCUUGGAGGCAGUACAGGAAUAACACUGUGUAACACAGAACAUCCACAUGAUAAUUCUAUUACCUAUCAUCAGUGUUAAUUGUAUUUUCAUAUAAAAUAAGUUCAGUUUAAUCAUAGAAGUAUUGCUGUCCUGUUGAAAUAAGUAACCAUCUGAAUAUGUACUCUAAUGUUAACCACUAUUUUUAAAACCAUCAGAGUAUCAAAUACAAAAGAGCAGAAAUUUUAUAGGACACAAAGGCACAA
Messenger RNA from Schistocerca gregaria, 2767 nucleotides. Its product is annotated as pentatricopeptide repeat-containing protein 1, mitochondrial-like. Lineage: Eukaryota; Metazoa; Arthropoda; Insecta; Orthoptera; Acrididae. The record is from RefSeq and is a predicted model, not a curated record. Gene Ontology annotation, biological process: tRNA 3'-end processing. The transcript is spliced from 11 exons. Gene Ontology annotation, molecular function: tRNA binding; protein binding. Bases 584 to 2557 code for a protein of 657 amino acids. Gene Ontology annotation, cellular component: mitochondrial matrix.